This is a messenger RNA of Nematostella vectensis (starlet sea anemone), 2673 nucleotides long. Its product is annotated as serine/threonine-protein kinase PLK1. The coding region runs from base 255 to 2180 and encodes 641 amino acids. Gene Ontology annotation, biological process: mitotic cell cycle; protein phosphorylation; regulation of cytokinesis. The record is from RefSeq and is a predicted model, not a curated record. Lineage: Eukaryota; Metazoa; Cnidaria; Anthozoa; Actiniaria; Edwardsiidae. The transcript is spliced from 10 exons. Gene Ontology annotation, molecular function: protein serine/threonine kinase activity; protein binding; ATP binding. Gene Ontology annotation, cellular component: centrosome; spindle pole; cytoplasm.
UGUCGAGAUUAGAAGCCGUGUUCCCUUCGAAGAGAACGGAUGAUCGUGGUCUAGCUCCUUCCUAUUUUGUUAAGUUCCUUUCUUUUUUAAGCUUUUGGAAUUAUUAAUGCUUAAAAAUUCAGAAGUAGUAUUUAUUAAUUUCGUGUCUUGACUGCUUUUGAAGUAAUUCAGAGGCAUUAGAAGAAGUAGAAACUUUGUCCUGCUCACUUGGAACGAUCUAGUACCUCGUUGUACUCCACGAAUAUCCACAAGUAAUGGCCAACAGAGCUAAAGAUAGAUAUACUGGAAGGUAUAAGACGGAACAAAUGGCUCCUCCAAGCAUUCCACGGGAGCUGGAUCAAAUUAUAGUGGAUGCUGAUAGAAAAAAGCGCUACUACCGAGGCAAAUUCCUUGGCAAGGGUGGUUUUGCGAAGUGCUAUGAGCUUACUGAUUUGGAUACGAAUAAAAUCUAUGCUGGAAAGAUUAUUUCGAAGUCCAUGUUGACUAAACCUCAUCAGAAAGAAAAGAUGGCGAUGGAGAUCGAAAUUCAUGGCAAAGUGAUGCAUAAGCAUAUCGUGGGGUUCCACGGUUACUUCGAAGACAGAGAUUACAUUUAUAUCUUACUGGAAUUGUGUCCUAGACGUUCUCUAAUGGAGCUACACAAGCGGAGACGAGCUCUAACAGAGCCUGAAGUGCGAUACUUCAUGAAGCAAAUCAUUGAUGCUUGUAUUUAUCUACACAAGUCCAGGAUUAUUCACCGUGAUCUAAAGCUAGGGAACCUCUUUCUUAAUGAUGACAUGGAGGUUAAAGUGGGAGACUUUGGAUUAGCUACUCGUGCAGAGGAAGGAGAGAGAAAAAAGACAUUAUGUGGCACACCAAACUACAUUGCACCUGAAGUUCUUAGUAAAAGAGGGCAUAGUUUUGAAGUGGAUGUGUGGUCUGUUGGAUGUAUACUGUAUACACUUCUUGUUGGUAAACCUCCCUUUGAAACUCAGAGCUUGAAGACCACAUAUGAUAGAAUAAAGAGGAAUGAAUACUACAUCCCAUCCAAGGUUUCCCACACAGCACAACUGCUUAUCAUUAAGCUUCUUCGGCCCGACCCCACCACGCGCCCAACCAUGCAGCAAGUACUUGAUGACGACUUCUUCAAACCCUCAUCUGGCUACAUGCCCACACGGCUGCCUGUCAGUUGCCUGACAAUGCCACCACGAUUUGCUACUGGUAGUUCAUCUAAUCUCUUGCAGCCAGGCGGGCGUCCUCCAUUAUCAGAGCUUAAUUCACAGGAAACAACAGCUAGAAUCACCUCAAAGCCCAGCGAUGUGUACUCCAAGAGGAAGUCCCUGGGUAUUCGUGUAACAGGUGCUGUUAGUAAGCUGAUCCAGCCAGAGGAGGCAGCCGAUGACGAAGUCAAGGAAGAAGCAGAGGAAGAUGAAACACCGAAGGAUUACUACUUAUCCGAUCUCAAGAAGCAGUUGACAAAUUUACUGGCCCUUAACCCUGCUGAUAUGAAAUAUAAGAAUGAAGAUGAUGCAGAGGAACCAGCGGCCACGCCUGUGUACUGGGUCAGCAAAUGGGUCGAUUACUCAGACAAGUAUGGUCUGGGUUACACCCUGUCUGACAACAGUGUAGGGGUCCUGUUCAACGACCACACCCGGCUCAUCUUAUGUGAAGAUGGAGAGAAUCUUCAGUACAUUUUGAAGAAUGGUCAAGAGAGCUUCCAUACCAUGAAAGGUUUUCCCGAUUCUCUUCACAAGAAGGUCACAUUGCUCAAGUAUUUCCGCAACUACAUGACGGAACACCUUCUCAAGGCGGGUGGAAGCCGCGGUACGAAGGACGAGGAGUCGGCCCAUUUACCCUUUCUCCGCUCGUGGUUCCGUACAAGUAAAGGCAUCAUUCUGCACCUCAGUAAUGGCAUCCUCCAGAUCAACUUUUUCAAGGACCACACCAAAAUCAUAAUGUGUCCUCGCAUGGGAGCCGUCACAUACAUUGACGAAAACAAGCGCUUCCGAACCUUCCCCUUCACGCAGAUCGAGAAACACGGAUGCAGCCAAGAGCUCUCGAAUCGCCUUCUUUACGCCAAGGAACGAGCAGAUGAGAUGUUGCAGAAAAUGAGAGAGGAGAGUUCGGGCAAGGAGUGCAGCGGUCUUCCACAACAAGUUACUGCCCCAGAAAAAACAAGAGGCACCGCCAAAGCGCGCUAGACAAUGAAUACUGUGUAGUUCAUUGAUCUGUUAAUCCUCAAUUUUUGAUGUCAAAAUUAGAGAAUUAAUUUUGCUAUAUCGCAGAUAUGUCCAGUUUUUUAAGGGGCAACUACCAAGAGAUAUAAUUCAUCCGCAUAAGAUCUAGUGAUUUAUUUUUCCUGACGGCGACUGGAAAUAACACCUCAUGAAUUGGUUUCCAGUCGCCUUUGGGAAAUCGGAUAUAAAAUUAUUUAGUCUGUUUGAACUCAACUCGAUAUAGAAAUGUUAAUCAUCGUGUAAAUAGUAGUUAUUGUACAAAAUCACAGUACAUAAUAGUGUAUUUAUAAGGAUUGCACGCUGUUUUUCUCGUUAUUUCCAGACCGCGAGAUUUAGUGUCAGUUCUUUGGCAGAUAUUUAACCCUGCAAACCUCUAAAUACAUUAAUGCAUGGUUCUUGCCUAUUACAAUUGUACAUACCGGUAAAUAGGGAGAGUUCAAUAAAUUCAUUAUUUGAG